Saccoglossus kowalevskii is the source of this 4575-nucleotide messenger RNA. Its product is annotated as ubiquitin-like protein 3. NCBI's taxonomy places the organism in Eukaryota, Metazoa, Hemichordata, Enteropneusta, Harrimaniidae. Gene Ontology annotation, molecular function: protein binding. The record is from RefSeq and is a predicted model, not a curated record.
GGAAGCCCUUUCCGCCAUCUUUUUUUUUUCGAUUUUCGCUUGGUUCUCGACGACAAAAGACAUCGAAAAUGGACCUCUUUAUCGGGUUUCCAGAAUUGAAAUAGACCAACCAUUGGAAUUGUUUAAUUCUUCAAUUUACUGUUAUUGUAAACGAAAAGAAAUCGUCGUCGUCAAGAAGGCGUAUUCAUCGGAAAAUUGACCGGGAUAAUUCAUUGCACAAAGGAAGGCGAUAGGCUAAAUCAGCUGGAGGCGAAGUUGGUUCAGCUGGACUGAGACUGCAGUUGGGGUUAUUUAAAAACUAUUUCGGUGAAUUUCUUUGAUUUAAGUUUUGUUAAGACUUAUUAAACCCCGUGUACAAUAGGAAUCAUGACUGGAGGAUCUAUUCCCAGUGAUAAGAUAAAUCUUCGUUUGAUCCUUGUGUCAGGCAAAACAAAAGACUUCUUUUUUUCAAGUAAUGAUUCAGCGGGUGAUAUAGCACAACAUGUAUAUGAAAAUUGGCCGCCAGAAUGGGAAGAAGACUCUGUGAAUUCGCCUCAUAUCCUACGCCUUAUUUACCAAGGAAGAUUUCUGCAUAGUAAUGUUACUUUGGGAGCUUUACAGCUACCAACUGGUAAGACAACAGUAAUGCAUUUGGUUCCAAGGGAGAAUCUGCCAGAACCCAAUUCACAAGGACAAACAAAGCGAGGCAAAACAGAAGAGAGUAACUGCUGUGUUAUACUGUGAAAAGAAUAUAUGAAAAAAACAAAAGUUAAAUAAAAGAUAAUUUACAUAGUAUUGAUGCAGAUGCUGUUAAUGGUGGUGAUAUAUAUGUAUAAACAGUUGACUACUUAGUACUAAGACUAUCAUUCAAAUAAUAUAAAAAAAACAAAGACAGAGCUAAGAUUAUUCUUUUUUCGGUUCAUGAUACGCAUAUUGAUAACUAAGUAGCCCGGAAAGUUCAUGGACAAAUACAAUUAUAAUCAGAUAUAGAGAGUCCAUUUAAAAUAUGACAAUGCUACUAAGUAGUAAUAUGAAAAAGACAAACUUGUGUCUCAGGUCCACCUGUGAGGGCAUGUGCCGGUACUCAAUUUAGUAAUUGUCUGGUAGAUGUCACUUCAGUUGAAAGAAAAUCGGACAAGCAACAAAUUUUAUGUCAAACUUCAUAUUGUUCAACACAUUAGGCAUCAGUUUGUGCCAUUCACUUCAUCCAGUACCGUAGGUGGAUUUUUCAGGACCCUUUAAAAAAAAAAAAAGUCGAAAAGACAUUUUCUUAUUUUGCCAUUUACAUUUUUUGUGGGUAUACAUUGUUUUUUUAUGGUGAGGGCACGUGUUAUUUCCACAGUUCAGGGAGACUAUCCUAACCAGGUAUUAGCUAUAUGAACACCAUGCUUAAAUUACUUUAGUAGAAUUUACUGUAGUGUUAGAAAUAACAAUUUGAAAAGGGUUUCCGUAAUAUACAAGCAUAACCUAGCUCUGUCUUUUGUUCUUAAGAAAAAAAAAAUUGAAUAUUAAACAAAACCAUAAACUGAGAGAUGAAAAGAAAAAUUAUAAAUAUCUUUUAUUUGAAUAAACUUUGUUUAGCAUUUGUAAAAAAAAUAUUGAUAUGAAAAGAUUAUACACGUUAUACAAGUCAGAUUGCAAUUAUUACUGUAUCUUUAAUUGACUUGUUUCUUUUAAUGUAAAAGAAACAUCUUACUGUAUCUCUGUUUUAGACAUAUAAUUGGGGAGGGAGGGGUUUGAAAUUGUGAGAGAUUUAAGGGAUGUUUUCCUACUUUGUACAUACAUACUUUGUACACUUGUAACUUGCUGUAAAUGUUUUAAUUUUAUGGUAUUGAGUGAUAUUGGAACCCCAAAGAACUUCUACAAAAUAUUGUGAUUUUCACUUAUUUGUCUCUCACAAAUUAAACCAUCUGAGCAUCAAAGUCAAAGGCACAUCUACAAAAAAGUUUAUUUUCCAAAGAUAAUGCUGAUAAAAACUUUUUUGUCUGUUUGGUCCAUAAUUAAGAUUGAAUUUAGUGAUAAUCACAUAAAAUGUGAACAAAUUUACUUCAUUUUGACAGAAAAAAAAAUUUGCGCCUAAAAGGGUUAAUACAUUUCACAGUAUGCUGUUAACAAUGUCAGGUAUAACUAAGUGUUUGAUAGAAGUGGAAAUUUGAAAACAGUUAACUAGAGUGCAAAGUUGUGUUGGUUGUGACACUUGUGAUGUUGUUUAAUUUAUGUGUGCAAUCACUGUUGCAGCACAUAAAUUUGAAUCAAUGAGGAGUCAACUUACAAGGCUGUGUGUGAUUGGCUACUUGACCCUAACACCUAACUGUCGGACCAAUCAGAAAAUAGCUUGUUUGUUGACAGUUUUACAAUUCGAGGGGGAGUUGGUACACUCUAAUACAUUGCUCAUUAGAGAUUAGAAGAGAUGUCCUAGCCACCCAAAAGUUAAAUACUGAUCUAUCCCUAAAUACAGCUGGGAAUGGAUGCUUUCUGUCCAAUCCACCAGCUGCAUUGUGUUUACUCACAACGUUCGCCAGACAACUGUUUUCUCAUUUCUCCAACUUUACCAUGUCCUGUAAUUAUUAUCAACCAGUGGUCUUACCGCAUACAGUACAAGGGUCUUAAUACUACCCAAUAUUGUUCUAUUGUGCUAAUAAUAAUACGGUACUUCUCUGUUCAUAAAAAAAAAACUUAAAAAAAAAAUACAUAAAAUGCCAAAUGACUGUUUGUGUUACUUUGUACAACAUUUGAUAAUGUCUGUACGGUACUUCUUUUAUGUGGUUGUUGUGAUUUUUUGACUUAAUUGGUUGCCAGUGUAUAGAAGCCUACAUACCCAAGUGUGUCCACCCUUACAUGCACACAACGCAUGGACAUUUCAUCUCGCUUGGUAAUAGACAAAUUCACAGUUAUAUCACUAUUGAUCCACAUGAGCAUGGGAUGUACUGUGUAGCAGUGUUCAUUCUUUUUUGUUGACACCAAGAUUUUCCCGAUUGCUCUGGAAAUUGAUAUGUCAAAUAUUUCUGCUGAUAGAUGGCAAUGGAUAGCAUGUUGGGAAUGACUGGGUAAUGUAUUGACUGGCAUCACUUAUGCUUUGUGAUCCCAAAUCUGAUCAUCUCAUACUGUGAAAUACUUUAUUUUAGCUGUAAUUAAUUUUCGCUGAAAAGGCUUUUUGGGCGUUUUGUAUGAAAUUUAUUUUCACUGAUUUUUGACGAGUUGAAUGUCAAAUAUAGGAAAAAAAGUAUAUUCGCUGGAUUUUAAUUUCACGGAAUCAUCCCUUCAGCAAAAACAGCGAAAAUAAAUUCCAAGUGAAAAUACAGUACUUUUAACCUGCAAUAUAUUCAGUGGUAAUGGUUAUCAUUACAUUUUUUUUUUAAAUAUAUUUUUGUGCCAGGCGACAGUUCCGGACAUUGAGUGUCACUGUUGUCUCUCCUGACAACUUUUUUUUUUUUCUGUAUGUGCAAAUUGCAAGUGCUAGUGAUGACACAUAGUGCAUUUUGCCACAGAAGUCGUAUUCAUGUUUGGGACUACAUGACUACAGGGCUGUGUGGCCAUCUCUCUGUCAAAUGGCAAUUGUAUUGCGCUAUCCUGGUGUCAACCAGGCCCGGUCGAACACAAGCACCUGCGGACCAUAACCAAGGUUCCCCCAAAGUCGCAUUCGUUAGUGAAUAAAUCUCGGCCAGUGGAAUUGGCCUGCCCAUUGAGUCUGUGGCACACUCACCCAGGGUAGGGGUCGACCCUUUGAUGUUCAGCCUAAGGUAGGAUUUGAACAUGAGUCUGAUGCGACAACCACUAUGCUACCAGUGACCGGUUCAUUACAUUUAUUAUUAAUAUGGGAACUGCUUUUGAUGAUGUAUGGUAUGCCAAGUGCUUGAAUCAAAUUUUUUUGUUUUCAUCCAAGUAAUUCAUUUAACUCAACAUAACAUUGGUAUCUCUACAACACACUUGUAUAUUUUUAACAUAAAUUGGAGUUGUUCACUGUACGUUCUAUAAAAAAAAAUCAACUUGAUGAAACUUUUUCAGGUUGGCUUUCAAGGAGUUUUUCCUUCAACCUCCUAUAGAAACUAUUUUGCCACCUCUGAACUAUUUUUUGUUGCUUCUAUUUUCAUUGUGAAUCUCUAAGAUUUGUUUUUCAAUCUAUUUCAAUUCUUUUUGGAACUUUGUAACUACAUGUUCAUAUAAACAACUUUGAUAUUUGUGUAUAUAGCAGUAAGAAGCUAUUACAAGCCAUUAUGUAAUGAUUGUGCUAUUGUGAUUUCACAUUGAUAUUUUACUUUUAAUACACCCUGUGUGGACACUCAUUAUGAAUGUGAUAAUACAGGGUAUCAAAUGUAUUCCUGAGAAAAAGGGGGAGGGAUCACAUCAUAGUCUUUUAGAUUCUAUGUUGGCAGUUUUUCUUCAGCAAUGUGUACAUGUUAAAUAGCUUCUGUAUGUAUGCCAGUAUUAGGACUACAUAGCCAAUUGGCAGUGUGUAUUCAUAGGGGUAAUAUUAUCACUAAUAUCUGUACACCCCGCCCUACUUUUUAUAGUAGCUCUACAUCUUUCUGGAUAAAGGCUAGGAAAUGUACAGAAAUAUUUUAAAACUAUUUAUGAUUAAAAAUAGAAAUAAUUGUA